ACCAGUUCGCCGCCGCGCGUGCGCGUAGCCCAGCGUGUGCCCGUGGGUAACUGCGAGCGGCCGCGGGGAGGGGGCGGGAAGCGUUGCGGCGGCGGCCGCCGCGGCCCGGGCCCUGAGAGCCGUUUGUCGGCGGAGCGGAGCGGAGCGUUGUGCGCGGGGAUCCGCCGGGCGCCUUCGGUCCUCAGGGUCGCGCCGCCGCCAGCCGCCGGGCCGCCAGAUGGUGGGGCCGGAGGAUGCUGGCGCCUGUCCGGGAAGGAAGCCCAGACUGUUCCCUCCGCCGGGGCCCGAGCCCGGGGGCCGCGACGGUAGGAUGAUCGGGGCUACCGGCGGCCGCCGCGGCAGCUGCUGCCUGGAGCCGCAGGAGCAGGGGGAGGAGGAGGAGGAAGAGUCGGAGGAGGAGGAAUCGGAGGAGGAGGGGGCGACGCCGCCGCCUCAGCGGCUGAUUCAGCGUUACUUGGCGGUGACUGGCGGCCAGCUGGAGCCGGGGCUGUGCCAGUGCAGCCCGCUCUCCGGCAGCCAGGCCGGCCGCCCCCCGCGGCUCUGCGGGGACGAGUCGGACGGGAAGCCCCCCCAGGGCGGCGGCCCGGGGUCCCCGCGCCCGAGGAUGACCAACGGCGACUCGAGCUUCCUGCUGGGCCCGGGCUGUCAGGACCUCGAGGCCGGCGGGCUUCCCCUGCCCGCCCGGCCCUGCCCGCAGUCGGCCCCGGAGGGAAACGGCGGCGGGAGCUUCCUCCGCUUCCCCCGGGAGCCGCGCUGCUGCCGCGCCUCCAGCUCCCGCCGCCUGCCCGGGGCCGACGGCGGCGGCGAGAACCCGCCCGACGGGGCGACGCCGCUGGAGGACCCCCUCCGGAGCUGCCGCCUGGGAGCAGCGGAGCCCGGCGGCCCGGGCUCUGAGGCCCCGCCGCCGGCCGGGCCCGGAGACCCCCCGCGCGGCGGGGUAACGGAGCCGAGGACGCCGGGGGGGCCCCCCGCCGAGCCGGGUUUGAGCUUCACAGACGUGAACUUGAACUCUCGCAACACGUACGAGGUGAGCCGCAGACAGAGCGCUCCGGACUACCUGGGCCAGGCGGGGCUGCUGCUGCCCGCGCCCGCCUCGGAGCCGGGCCCGGCGGGGGCGGCGCCCAAAGCCCGGAGGAGCGGCGGCGGCGGCGGCUUUGCGGACUUCUUCGCCAGAAAUUUUUUUCCAAAAAGGACGAAGGAAUUGAAAUCUGCUGUCCAUAGUGCUCCUGGCUGGAAAUUAUUUGGUAAAGUCCCACCCAGAGAGAAUCUGCAGAAAGCUUCUAAAAUUAUUCAGCAGGAAUAUGAAGCACGAACAGGAAGGACAUGUAAACCUCCACUUCCAUCCACAAGACGUAAAAAUUUUGAAUUUGAACCACUUUCAACCACUGCUCUCAUUCUUGAGGACCGACCAUCAAAUCUUCCUGCCAAAUCAAUUGAAGAAGCUUUACGUCAUAGACAAGAAUAUGAUGAAAUGGUGGCUGAAGCUAAAAAACGAGAAAUUAAAGAAGCACACAAAAGAAAGCAAAUAAUGAAAGAACGAUUUAAACAAGAAGAGAAUAUAGCAAGUGCAAUGGUGAUAUGGGUCAAUGAGAUACUACCAAAUUGGGAAGGAAUGCGAAGUACAAGAAGAGUUCGAGAAUUGUGGUGGCAAGGACUGCCCCCUAGUGUUCGUGGGAAAGUGUGGAGUCUAGCUGUGGGAAACGAACUCAACAUCACUCCGGAACUUUAUGAAAUUUUUCUUUCCCGAGCAAAGGAACGAUGGAAAAGCUUCAGUGAAACAAGUACAGAGAAUGAUGUAGAAGAUGUAGGUGUAUCAGUUGCUGACCGAGAAGCUAGUCUGGAAUUAAUUAAACUGGAUAUAUCUCGCACAUUCCCUUCUCUCUACAUCUUUCAGAAGGGUGGUCCUUAUCAUGAUGUGUUACAUAGUAUCUUAGGAGCAUAUACGUGUUACAGGCCUGAUGUUGGUUAUGUCCAAGGGAUGUCCUUCAUUGCUGCAGUACUCAUUCUCAACUUGGAAGAGGCAGAUGCUUUCAUUGCUUUUGCAAAUCUCUUGAAUAAGCCAUGCCAGUUGGCCUUUUUCCGUGUAGAUCAUAGUAUGAUGUUAAAAUAUUUUGCAACAUUUGAAGUAUUUUUUGAAGAAAAUCUCUCCAAACUAUUUCUUCACUUCAAGUCUUACAGUCUUACUCCUGACAUAUAUUUGAUAGACUGGAUCUUCACGCUGUAUAGCAAGUCACUUCCACUUGAUCUGGCCUGUCGAGUUUGGGACGUCUUUUGUAGAGAUGGAGAAGAAUUUUUAUUUAGAACAGGAUUAGGAAUCCUUCGAUUAUAUGAAGAUAUACUUCUGCAAAUGGACUUUAUUCAUAUAGCACAGUUUUUAACCAAACUGCCAGAGGACAUCACAUCAGAAAAGCUUUUCAGCUGUAUAGCAGCUAUUCAGAUGCAGAAUAGCACCAAAAAAUGGACACAGGUGUUUGCAUCUGUAAUGAAGGAUAUUAAAGAAGGGGACAAGAACCAUAGUCCAGCACUGAAAAGCUAAUCUUCACAAUUAAAAGACUAAUUGAAAUGUAGAAAACAAUUUAAUAAAAUACCUUUUUUCUAUGUGAAAAACAUUAGAGAAAACUAUUGGAGAAAUCCAGAAGAAUCAAGAGAGAUGGACAGAUGUCGAUUUUUCACCCAGUGGCAAAAGUAGAUAAAUGGAUAUCCUAUUAUUGCCAGUAUUAUUUUUAACAAGUAUUGUGUGGGGAAAACAGUUUUCACAAAGAAAAACUUUGAAAGUUGCUAGUUCAUAUUCCAUAAUCUGAGGUAAAGAAUUUAAUGCAAUAAAAUUUUUAAAUAAUCUUGGUUGGUACUUAAAGGUUUUGAGGCAUGAUUAAUUUCUUUUUAACAGUUAUUAGAAAGGCACUUUUGGAGGUCAAAAGGGGACAUGUUAAAUAGCCUGAACCCCAAACUAGUUUCUGAACCAAACCCCUCAGUGCAGAUAUUACCUCCAGAUUUAACCAGUUGAAGAUAUUAUGGACCAAAUACAUUUCUUUGUUUUCUAUGUGCCUAAGACUAUGAAACAUUGGGUUAAACUUAUUUGGGUCACUGAUGUCAUUCAGUUUCAUCCAUCAGUUGAAGCAAAUAUGUCUUAACUCAGGAACUGGAAAUAUUGGUGGUAGAUUGUACUACACUGGUUUCAGGUAUUUCUUUUCUGUAGUAUUUUAUGUUCAUUAUUGAAGAAAAAUUAUGUGGACAUUCCUUAAGAGAAUCUUACCAACAAAGGAAUGUUAGUCUUUCCAUUUCUAGUCUAAGAAAUGAUUUUAUUCAUGAAGUCAUAAAAACACUAUAAAAAUGGGAAAAAAUAGUGGAAGGAAAAGCUUUUCUUUGCACUUUAGUGAGCAGAAGUUUUGGCUUUUGGCAGUCAAUCUGUAAAAGUUAGGUUUUACAGUGAUUUUUUAAAUCACAGUAAAAAAACUACCCUAGUAUGUAAUGCUGACAGUUUUAAGUAGCAUGGUGCUUGGCAAAGACUUGACAUUCUUUGUACUUAAAAUCCUUCCACUGUUGAACAUCGAAAUUUUGUAAAUAUAGAUUUGACAUUUGAAACUUUAAUUUAUAGCCAAGUCAGUGACUUGCAAAAUGUGCUCUAGAUGACAAAAAACCUAAUUUUUUUAAUCAAUGGAAAUGAAUAGCAGUAAUACAAUUCAACAUUAACUUUUUCUAAUAAGUCGAACUUUGAUGAUAUUUAUUAUGUGUUGAUUAUGUUAAUCACUGGUAGACUUGAGAUCAAAUUUAUCACUACUACAUUUUAAUUUUGGAACUAAAAUGAAUCAUUUGAAUGUUAAGAGCAGUAUCUGCAUAACAUGCUACUUAUUUAAAGAAUGCUUUUAUGUUGCAGUUUGGUUUAUAACUAUCUUUAAAGCACAUUAUUUAUAUUGUUAAUAUGUAGUCUUCAAGCCAACAGCUCUGGUAUACUUGUCAAUGUGGUGACUGCCUCUUUAGGAACAUGGAGCCUGAGAGUGCCCAUUUAUUUCCACCCCAUUGUUUAUUCCAGCACUGUGACUUGGAAUGGCCUCUCAGUAGUUAUCUCCGAAUAGUGGGGCAGUGGAGUUUGCUUGAGGGAGAAAACUUUCUGUGAAAUAAUGUUGGUGGGUGGUCACAUCACAGUAAGAAACCAGCUCAGUUCCUGAAAUGAAUGAUUGCAGUCAUUCUCUCCUGCCCAGUCACCUACUUUGUUGUGUUUGAUGGCCCUGGAAAGUAUUUCAUAAUGAGUAGAGGAGCAUUGAAUCCUGGCAGUAACCAUAUUGAGAAUACCAUAUGUCUAAGUUAAAUUUUAUUUUUAUGUAUUCAUUUCUUUAGUUGGAACCAAGUUAUUUCUUCCAAUUUUGUUUUAUUAUUGUACAGUUUCUUUACCUUUCAAGUAUAAACUUGUAUAUAAAAAUGUAAAUACAAGGGAUACAUUAAAGACCACUAAUAACAAUUCCUAUGUAAAUAAAAUUGUAAGCAGAGUAAUUACUUGAAA
This is a messenger RNA of Sarcophilus harrisii (Tasmanian devil), 4498 nucleotides long. RefSeq names its product TBC1 domain family member 12 (gene TBC1D12). The transcript has 13 exons. NCBI's taxonomy places the organism in Eukaryota, Metazoa, Chordata, Mammalia, Dasyuromorphia, Dasyuridae. Bases 218 to 2536 code for a protein of 772 amino acids. The record is from RefSeq and is a predicted model, not a curated record.